AUGUUUUUUUGCACUCUACGAGGCGACUAUCUGAACACUCCGGUUAAUAACCCAAAAACCAGCUCUCUCGCCUCGAGAAUUUCGGCAGAGACCAAUUUUACAAACGAUAGUGGCAACACGGACAGCAUGAUUCCACAACCUGUGGAGCCGCAGGAUCCACCGUCGCUGAGUAAGCCGGGCUUUUCUGGCACACCUCGAUGCAGUUAA
Gongylonema pulchrum is the source of this 207-nucleotide messenger RNA. Lineage: Eukaryota; Metazoa; Nematoda; Chromadorea; Rhabditida; Gongylonematidae. The record is from the annotation of a GenBank genome assembly.